This is a messenger RNA of Suhomyces tanzawaensis NRRL Y-17324, 1026 nucleotides long. Its product is annotated as ketoreductase. The record is from RefSeq and is a predicted model, not a curated record. Gene Ontology annotation, biological process: fatty acid elongation. The coding region runs from base 1 to 1026 and encodes 341 amino acids. Lineage: Eukaryota; Fungi; Ascomycota; Pichiomycetes; Serinales; Debaryomycetaceae. Gene Ontology annotation, cellular component: endoplasmic reticulum. The transcript has a single exon. Gene Ontology annotation, molecular function: ketoreductase activity.
AUGGUUUCCAACUUUGUCAGCACCAUUUCUGAUUGCAGCUCUGUCCAGGCCUUGCUCUACGGAGCCUUGUUGGUCGGAGUGUACAAAUUGACCACCUUCACCUUGAGUUUGACGUCGCUCUUGCUUGACGCCUUCGUGUUGCCUGCCCAGACCUUCCACAAGUAUGGAGCAAAGAAGGGCAAUUGGGCGGUGAUUACCGGUGCUUCCGACGGGUUGGGCAAGGAAUAUGCGUUGCAAUUGGCCUCCAAGGGCUUCAACAUCGUGUUGGUGUCCAGAACCUUGUCCAAAUUGGAGCUCAUUGCCACCGAUAUCGAGUCCAAGUACAAGGUGCAGACCAAAGUGGUUGCUUUCGACGCCUCCACCGAUGAGGCUGCCAACUACAUUGUCCUUGGCGACGCCAUUGCCGGUUUGCCUGUGUCCGUGUUGAUCAACAACGUGGGCCAGUCCCACUCCAUUCCUGUUCCCUUCUUGGAAACCGAGGACAAGGAGUUGAGAGACAUCAUCACCAUCAACAACAUUGCCACCUUGAAGAUCACCCAGACUGUCACCCCUGUUAUUGCUGCUACUGUUGCCAAGAACAAGAAGAUCAGAGGUCUCGUCUUGACCAUGGGUUCGUUUGGUGGUUUGUUCCCCACUGCGUACUUGGCUACAUACUCAGGCUCCAAGGCGUUCUUGCAAGCAUGGUCUAACGCUCUUGCUGGCGAGUUGAAGUCGCAAAGUAUCGAUGUCGAGUUUGUGCUCUCCUAUUUGGUGACCUCUGCCAUGUCCAAGGUCAGACGCACUUCUUUGGCCAUUCCUAACCCUAAGGCAUUCGUCAGAUCCGCGUUGGCUAGCGUGGGCCGUCGUGUGGGUGCCCAGGAGAGAUAUGCCACCUCCACUCCCUACUGGACCCAUGCCUUGAUGCACUUUGCUGUCGAAAACACGGUUGGAAUCUACUCCAAGGUCACCAAUUCCGUCAACCUCAGCAUGCACAAGAGCAUCCGGAUCAGGGCGUUGAAGAAGGCCGCCAGAGCCAAGAAGGAGUGA